Malaya genurostris is the source of this 362-nucleotide messenger RNA. RefSeq names its product histone H4. Gene Ontology annotation, cellular component: nucleosome. The record is from RefSeq and is a predicted model, not a curated record. The transcript has a single exon. Gene Ontology annotation, molecular function: DNA binding; structural constituent of chromatin; protein heterodimerization activity. Gene Ontology annotation, biological process: nucleosome assembly. Lineage: Eukaryota; Metazoa; Arthropoda; Insecta; Diptera; Culicidae. The coding region runs from base 1 to 312 and encodes 103 amino acids.
AUGACUGGCCGCGGCAAAGGAGGUAAAGGACUCGGCAAAGGAGGUGCCAAGCGUCAUCGAAAGGUUCUCCGUGAUAACAUCCAGGGAAUCACCAAACCAGCCAUUCGUCGUCUCGCCCGUCGUGGAGGAGUGAAGCGUAUCUCCGGUUUGAUCUACGAAGAAACCCGCGGUGUGCUGAAAGUGUUCCUAGAAAAUGUUAUCCGGGAUGCUGUGACCUACACUGAACAUGCCAAGCGAAAGACCGUUACCGCGAUGGAUGUCGUCUAUGCGCUGAAACGCCAAGGACGCACUCUGUACGGUUUCGGCGGUUAAAUUAUCAAAGCCGAUACUGUCAUACAAACGGCCCUUUUAAGGGCCACCAU